AUGGCGAGCACUGUCGGAAAGGCCGCCAUCGCCUGGGCAGCAGGAGAACCCCUCUCCGUCGAGAACGUCGAGGUUGCGCCCCCAAAAGCCCAUGAAGUUCGUAUUAAGAUCCUCCACACAGGUGUUUGUCACACCGACGCAUACACCCUCUCCGGAAAAGACCCCGAGGGCGCAUUCCCAGUAAUUCUCGGCCACGAAGGCGCUGGAAUUGUCGAGUCAAUUGGAACAGGAGUCACCAAUGUUAAAGUCGGCGACUACGUUAUCGCUCUCUAUACACCGGAAUGUGGAGAAUGCAAAUUUUGCCGGUCCGGGAAGACGAAUCUGUGCGGUAAGAUCCGGGGCACGCAGGGCCGUGGCGUAAUGCCCGAUGGGACGACCCGGUUCAAGGCCCGCGGGAAAGACCUGCUGCAUUUUAUGGGGACUUCAACCUUUUCCGAAUAUACUGUUGUGGCUGAUAUUUCGGUUGUUGCUGUUACGUCGAAGUGUCCAACGGACCGUUCGUGUCUUCUUGGUUGCGGUAUUACGACCGGGUAUGGAGCUGCGACAGUUGCGGCGAAGAUUGAGGAAGGGUCGAAUGUUGCGAUUUUCGGGGCUGGGUGUGUUGGAUUAUCUAUUGUUCAGGGCGCGCUGAAGAAUAAGGCUGGGAAGAUUAUGGUGGUUGACAUUAAUGAUGGGAAGGAGGAGUGGGCAUAUAAGUUUGGAGCGACGCAUUUUCUUAACCCAGCAAGAUUGCACCAGCCUGUUCAGGAUCAGCUCAUUGAGAUGACUGACGGCGGGUGCGAUUAUACGUUCGACUGCACCGGCAAUGUGAGUGUCAUGCGGGCGGCGCUUGAAGCCUGCCAUAAGGGCUGGGGUGAGAGUAUUGUUAUUGGUGUUGCUGCUGCUGGUCAAGAAAUAAAAACUCGGCCGUUCCAGCUAGUGACUGGUCGCGUGUGGAGGGGAUGCGCGUUUGGAGGUGUCAAGGGUCGCAGUCAGCUUCCUGCACUGGUGGAUGACUAUCUACGCGGGGACUUGAAAAUCGACGAAUUCAUUACCCAUCGCGAGGCAUUGACCAAUAUCAAUGCGGCCUUUGAACACAUGAAGCAAGGGGAUUGCAUCCGAUGCGUUGUCGAUACUGCGGUCUCGAAUUCUAAAACGAACAUCAUGGCUCAUUCUCUCCAUCCCCUUGUCGAUAACGGCAUAACCAAAGGCGACAACAACUUCCCCGGCGGAAACCUAUACUGCUUCUGCCCUCAGAACAAAGUCACAGUCACCCUAAAGGGUAAUGUCGCCCACAACCACGCUUGUGGAUGCUCCAAGUGCUGGAAGCCCUCCGGCGCACUUUUCUCGGUCGUCGGUGUGAUCCCUAAAGAUAACCUUUCUGUGGCUGCGAACGGUGAUAAGCUUGAGAUCGUCGACAAGGGAGCCGCCAUCCAGCGUUACGCCUGCAAGCAAUGUGGCACACAUUUGUUCGGGCGCAUUGAGAAGGAUCACCCCUUCAAGGGACUCGACUUCGUUCACGUUGAGCUUUCGGAUAAGAAGGGUUGGCAGGAACCUCAGUUUGCGGGCUUUGUCUCUUCCAUUAUCGAACAAGGGUUCGAUCCCAGCAAAAUGGAUGAGGUCCGAUCUCGGCUCGAGUCGGUCGGCUUGAAGACAUACGACGCUUUGUCGCCCCCAUUGAUGGAUGCUAUUGCGACAUAUACGGGGAAGAAGUCCGGCAAACUGUCUGCCAAUCUGUGA
Molecule: messenger RNA, 1719 nt
Organism: Aspergillus alliaceus
Lineage: Eukaryota; Fungi; Ascomycota; Eurotiomycetes; Eurotiales; Aspergillaceae
Product: chaperonin 10-like protein
Exons: 7
Coding region: 1-1719 (572 amino acids)
Biological process (GO): formaldehyde catabolic process
Cellular component (GO): cytosol
Molecular function (GO): S-(hydroxymethyl)glutathione dehydrogenase [NAD(P)+] activity; S-(hydroxymethyl)glutathione synthase activity; zinc ion binding
Source: RefSeq, a predicted model, not a curated record